Messenger RNA from Coregonus clupeaformis (lake whitefish), 1346 nucleotides. RefSeq names its product gastrula zinc finger protein XlCGF17.1-like. The transcript is spliced from 2 exons. Bases 1 to 1164 code for a protein of 387 amino acids. NCBI's taxonomy places the organism in Eukaryota, Metazoa, Chordata, Actinopteri, Salmoniformes, Salmonidae. The record is from RefSeq and is a predicted model, not a curated record.
AUGAUAGUUGGGAGUCCUUCAGGGGAACCAGACCCAGAGACGUCCAAACCAGCAAAACAACACCACUGCUCCCAGUGUAAUAAGAGUUUUAAGUGGUUAUGGAAGCUGAAAGAGCAUGAUAGAACGCACACAGGAGAAAAGCCCUUCCAAUGCUCCCAGUGUGGAAAGAGUUUUAGAAGGUUAGAACACCUACAAUUACAUGAGAGAACACACACAGGAGAAAAGUCUUACCACUGCUCCCAGUGUGGAAAGAGUUUUAGAAGGUUAGAACACCUAAAAUCACAUGAGAGAACGCACACAGGAGAAAAGUCUUACCACUGCUCCCAGUGUGGAAAGCGUUUUAGAAGGUUAGAACACCUACAAUCACACGAGAGAACACACACAGGAGAAAAGCCAUACCACUGCUCCCAAUGUGGAAAGAGUUUUACCCGGUUAGGGGGCCUGAAAACUCACGAGAGAACACACACAAUAGAGAAGCCUUACCACUGCUCUCAGUGUGAAAGGAGUUUUAAGUGGUUAGGGAAUCUGAAGGAUCAUGAUAAAAUACAUACAGGAGAGAAGCCUCAUCAAUGCUCUCAGUGUGGAAAGAGUUUUAGGUGGAUAGGGAGGCUGAAUGAACAUGAGAGGACACACACAGGAGAAAAGCCCUACCAAUGCUCCCAGUGUGGAAGGAGUUUUAAGUGGUUAGGGAGUCUGAAGGAGCAUAAGAAAAUACACACAGGAGAAAAGUCUUACCACUGCUCCCUGUGUGUAAAGAGUUUUACAGAGUUAUGGAACCUAAAAGAGCAUGAGAGGACACACUCAGGAGAAAAGCCUUUCCAAUGUUCCCAGUGUGGAAAGAGUUUUACCCGUUCAGGGGACCUGAAAAGGCAUGAGAGAACACACACAGGAGAGAAGCCUUUCCAAUGUUCCCAGUGUGGAAAGAGUUUUACCCAACCAUGGCAUCUGAAAGCGCAUGAGAAGACACACACAGGAGCGAAGCCCUACCACUGUUCCCAUUGCACAAAGAGUUUUACCCAGUUAUGGGGCCUGAAAAGGCAUGAGAGAAUACACACAAGAGAAAGCCCUUUCCAAUGUUCCCAGUGUGAAAAGACAUUUUCCCGAUCAGGGGACCUGAAAAGACACAAGAGACUUGAGAAGCUAUGUUCUGUCUCAUGUUCUUGACUGAGAAUUUGUGGUUUUGUUUAUGUUACAUGAAAUUACAUUUUAAAUAAUAGACCUUACUCAAAGAUAAUAAUGUAUUGAAUUUAUAUAGCACCUUUCCACCUACAGCAGAUGUUCAAAGCACUUUACUAAUUAAACAGUAGGUGCUCAAACCAUUACAUUUUAAACAGUUUGGUGUUCAA